AUGAACAGCGGCAAUCCGAUCAAUCUUGAUUCUAGACGGUUAUCCACAUCUAUGAAAACGAAAGGAAAGUGGGGAAGAAACAUUGGACGUAGUGGGGACCAACGGGGUAUACAUCGUGGCGAGUUGCCGAAGAGCUGCAACGGUGCAUUCAAUUGCCCGAGUAAAGAUGGCCAGUACGAGGAUUCAAAGCAAUGCGACAAAUACUAUGAAUGCAUCGAUGGCAUUGCCAGGGAGAAGCUUUGUCCAGAUGGAUUGGUCUUUGAUCCGCUCAACCGUAAAGUGAACAAAUGCGAUCACGUGUUCAACGUUGAUUGUGGAGAUCGUCUCGAAUUACAACCACCUCAACCGACCAAGAAGUGCCCGCGAAGAAACGGUUUCUUCGCUCAUCCAGAUCCGUCUGUUUGCAAUAUCUUUUACAACUGCAUUGACGGCGAAGCUAUCGAGAUUACGUGCACCACUGGACUGCACUUCGAUGAAUAUAGUGGCACGUGUGUGUGGCCUGACAGCGCUGGUCGAGAAGGAUGUGGUGUAGUAGACAAGAAGUUGAAAGAUGGUUUCGAAUGUCCGAAAGAAAGUCAGGUCGACACUAGAGGAAUGGUUGUCGAUCACCCUAAAUUUGCCCAUCCAGAUGAUUGUCAGAAGUUCUAUGUCUGCUUGAAUGGAGUAACGCCACGUGAACAAGGUUGUAGCGACGGCACUGUCUACAACGAGGACCAGCAAAGAUGCGAUGCACCUGAAAAUGUCCCCGGCUGUGAGGAUUGGUACAAGGACGAUGACAAGAAAUCAUAAAAAACCUUCUGAAUUUAUGUGUCCCGCAUCGGGAUUCUUGAUAUCAUCAUAAAAUCACAUCAUCCUUGUUCAACGCGUAAUCAUUCAUAAUUAAUAAAUUUUGUUUCAUCUUACUCACGUUAGCUCUUUUGGUAUUUUCUUUCAUCGCUUAUCCCUUAACUUAUUUUACAGUAUUAUUGACAAUCAAUAAUAUAAUGUAUUUCUUAACAGCCAAUCUAUAUUAUUACACACUCAUUAUCUGCUCUGAGAAAUAUUAGCAGGGAAGCUGGUUUGUACAGAUUUUAUAAGACACAAGUAUAGAAAUAUGUACGAAAUGUCUUUGAGUUUCCUUUCGUAACUAACGAAGCGUAUCGGACGUAACUUUCUCCUGGACACUUUAUCGUUUUUUUAUUCUUAAAUUCAUCGACAGAAGACUUUCGUGCUGACGUACUUUUUAUACGCAUAUAUUUUCUGUCCAAUGUAUGUCGAGCGUUUGAUUUGAGCUGUUUAAAAUAUCGAGAUGAUACAUUCUGCAUGUACAUUCUAUAAUUUCAUCGUGUAAAAGAUACUUGUGAUAAUUAUAAACAGAGAGAUAGGUAUGACCAAUCUAAACUUUCCAAACUGUUUCCUGAUUACAUUGUACUUGUGUAAUUGCACGGCAUUCAUUUAUACCCGAUUCAAUCUAAGCUGAAAUUUCUUGCGUAUAGCAAGGAUCAGCUGAAUCUGGCUUGAUUGUAACAGUACCUUAAAGUGCCGUGUAGAGAGAGGGAAGCAGGAACUCUCCGCUCUGCAACAGUUAAAAUUUAAUCGCGAUAAAUAAAUUACCAGUUUUUGGAUGGCCAUAAAAAUUAAUAACACAUUCGUUCGACGUUCCCGCAUGAAAAUAUCAUGUUCCAUAAUAUUUGCAAUUUCCAUAAGAAAAGCAACAGUUCCAUAAUAUUUGCAAUUUCUGAAGAAUGAUUUACGAUCAGAUUAUGAUAGGAACGGUGCAUUUUCGCAAGGAUAUUGGGAAAUCACUGGUUACCACACGUGUUUGAAAAACGUUUAUAUCUUCUGGAUUAAAGGUUAGGUCAUAUUUCGAAGGAGAAAAUUAUUUUUCUCUACGACAUUGAUUAAGAACGGAACAAACAUG
This is a messenger RNA of Heterotrigona itama, 1900 nucleotides long. The record is from the annotation of a GenBank genome assembly. NCBI's taxonomy places the organism in Eukaryota, Metazoa, Arthropoda, Insecta, Hymenoptera, Apidae.